This is a messenger RNA of Penicillium antarcticum, 1290 nucleotides long. Its product is annotated as DUF3500 domain-containing protein. NCBI's taxonomy places the organism in Eukaryota, Fungi, Ascomycota, Eurotiomycetes, Eurotiales, Aspergillaceae. The transcript has 2 exons. The coding region runs from base 1 to 1290 and encodes 429 amino acids. The record is from RefSeq and is a predicted model, not a curated record.
AUGGCGAACCAGGCGACAUUGGAAAAGCCGACGGGCGAAUACCGCCAGUACCUACCAGACCUCAGCCUGAAGCGGUUCGAGGUGAUGUGCCAGCAAGAUGCACACGAGUACGCCCAUGAUUUCAAAACUGGACACCAGCCGCCAUGGCUGCAUGCAUUGUAUAUGCAUUGGUUGGAGUUAUUGCAGGAACCGUUCAAGGGUGUUACUACUGAUGGAGCUGUCCGCCCAGAUCUAUUCACUCUUCAAGACGAAGAAGUCCCAAUCCAACAAAUCGUCGACGCAACAAACGCAGUAACAGCCCAACUAACCUCCACCCAAAAAGAAGCCAUAAACUAUCAUAUCGACUCACCCCACUGGCGCACAUGGUCAAACCCAGAAUUCCUUCUCGCCCACAAAGGAAUUCGCCUGGAUGAAGUGACCCCUCAAAUCCGCGAUGCGGUAAUGAACGUCCUAAAGACAACGCUUUCGCCUGAAGGUUACGACAAAGCCGUCAGCGCAAUGCGCAUCAACCACUUCCUUGGCGAACUAGUCAAAUCACCCGCCGUAAUGAAUGAGUUCAGCUACAACUUUGUCCUCUUCGGCCGACCAUCAACAACCAGACCAUGGGGCUGGUCCUUCUACGGCCACCAUCUGUGUCUGAAUAUCUUCCUGUACAAGGGACAGAUCAUUGCCUCGCCGUGGUUUACAGGCGCAGAGCCGAACGAGAUUGACGCGGGCCCGCAUGCUGGCACGCGGAUUAUGCAAAUCGAAGAGAAGCUGGGCUUGCAGCUUAUGCAAUCUCUUUCGGCUGAACUGCAAUCCUCAGCGCGAGUCUUCGCGCUCAUGAAAGACCCCGCCAUGCCGCCUGGCCGCUGGAACAAAGAUGACCAGCGACACCUGUGCGGCGCGUACCGGGAUAACCGGGAAGUUCCAUACGAGGGUAUUCUCGCGUCGACGUUGAACGAUGAGCAGAAGGGGCUUAUGUACGGGAUCCUGGAACAGUAUUUGCUCUACUUGCCGGCGAAAUCGCGGGCGUUGAAGAUCGAGCAGGUGCGCGCGCAUGAGGAGGAGACGUAUUUCUGUUGGAUUGGUGGGUUCGGCGAUCAGGAUCCGUUUUAUUAUCGGAUUCAGAGCCCUGUGAUUCUUGUUGAGUUCGAUCAUCAUUCGGGUGUUUUCUUGAAUAAUGAGGAGCCGAAGAAAUUCCAUAUUCAUACGCUUUUGAGGACACCUAAUGGCGGUGAUUAUGGGCAUGCGUUGCGGCCUUUGAUUCCUGCUAUUGAGGGGUUGAAUGGGAAGGAGAUUGUUUGGUAG